AUGAGAGAAAGAAUGAAAGGACUUAGUCGUCUUUUUACGCUAGUUCUACAGUUAAGUUUAGUUUUAUCACAAACUAUUACUCAUGAUACUAUUCAAUAUGGUACAUUUGAACUCGGUCUAGGUGACGUUGAUAUAGAUCCUAAUGUUUAUUGGUCUAUAAUCAAUAACUAUGAUACCACUAUUCUUGGAAGUCUUAACGUUGCAAAUGGUGGUGGUUUCUAUGUCAGUAGUACCUCCAACUUUGCUGGUUUAGUCGUUAGUCUUACUUCCGGUAGUGUCUACAAUAAUGGUACCGUUUCAUUUAAUUCUAUUGACUCUUUUCUUCCAAGUAGUUAUACUAUCACAACCCUUUCUUCAUUUGUAAAUGAUGGUGAUUUUUACAUGGGUUCGAAUGGUGCCAUUGGUUACGGUACCUUUACAAUUAACAGUCCUGUGGUCACUAAUAAUGGUUUAAUGGUAUUUUAUCAAACUCAAAAUAAUGGUGGUAUGGUCACAUUAGGAGGAACAAACUUGCUUGACGGUAUCACAAAUAAUGGUCAGAUUUGUUUAUAUAAUGAGCUUUACGAACAACAAUCUUCUAUUAAUGGUAAUGGUUGUAUCACUGCUCAAGCAAAUUCCACUAUUUAUAUAGAUAAUCCUUUGGCAUCCUUCAGUGGGCAAACUUUUUAUUUAGCUGAUUCCGAUUCCAGCAUUAUUGGCUCUCCAUUUAUUGGAAGUGACGUCAUCAAUGUUUCCGGUUUUGGUAAUGGUAAUAUGCUUGCCUUAAAUGUUCCUUUAAAUCCCGCCGUUACGAUUUUGGGAGUGGUUAUAAGUCAACCAUACUCAUAUGAUGCAACUACAGGUAUAUUGACACUUUAUUCAACGAUUGCAAAUCAAGAGUUUGAUAUUGGUACUGGAUAUAAUCCAAAUGACUUUUCAGUAACUACUGAUUGGGAUGCCGUUACUGACCUAGUUAUUUUGCCAUUUAACGCAGUGACUUAUAGUGGACCACCUCCUACUCCAGGAGUUCCAUCUAAUUGUGCCUUGUGUUAUACUCUCCCAGCAAUUCCAGGAAUAAAUGGUACUGAAUAUACAACUACCAUAGCAACUAGUUCUGACGGUCAAAUUUGUACUGAUGUCGAAGAAAUUAUUGUGACUUCAGAUACAAGUGGUAAUUUCUAUAAUUUAACUACAAUUCUUUCGGCUUACUGUACUUCUUCAAGUAACCCAAUUACUUUAUACAGUACUACAUUUACUACUACUGAGUCGGAUGGUUUUAUCGAGACUGAUAGUGGAAUAGUUGAAAAAACUACCAAUAAUCAUGGCUCCUUGUAUACCACUACCUCCUUAUUCGCAACUCCAAGUGACCCAUUCACUUCCUAUACUACAACUUUCACUACCACUGAUUCAAAUGGAUAUGUUGCUACAGAUUCUGGAAUAGUAAUUGUCACAGGUUAUUCUAAUACCCAUAUCUAUACUUCAACUUCAUUAUUCCCAACAUCAAGUGAUCCAGAUACCACGUAUGGUCUUACUUUCACCACUACUGAAUUUGAUGGAUAUGUUGCUACUGAUUCCGGUGUUGUUGUUGUGAGUGUUGGUUCUUCUGGAACUGUUACUUCAACUUCAUUAUUCCCAACAUCAAGUGAUCCAGAUACCACGUAUGGUGUUACUUUCACCACUACUGAAUCUGAUGGAUAUGUUGCUACUGAUUCCGGUGUUGUUGUUGUGAGUGUUGGUUCUUCUGGAACU
This is a messenger RNA of Scheffersomyces coipomensis, 1728 nucleotides long. Its product is annotated as Hyphally regulated cell wall protein N-terminal-domain-containing protein. Lineage: Eukaryota; Fungi; Ascomycota; Pichiomycetes; Serinales; Debaryomycetaceae. The annotation marks the transcript as partial. The transcript has a single exon. The record is from RefSeq and is a predicted model, not a curated record.